UAUAACUUUAUAAAAGAACCACCCCUUUUUUCGGAAGUCUUCUGGGAGGAAUCUUUGGAGAUCAAGGAAACUGACUACCAAUCAGAUAAAUAUUCAUGAACUUCAGUAUCUUCCAAAACACAAAACCACGUAUUAUCUCGUAUAUCAAGGAAGAAUCAAGGAAAAAUGCCUGGAGAAGACUACGAAGAGGAAGAAGAACAGAUGCCAUUGCUGCAGACCUCAGCUCUUAAACUCACUGGAAACGUAUGGACAGCCCUAGCACAUUUGAUAGCUGGAGUGAUAGGGUCAGGGGUUUUAUCAAUGGCUUGGAGCAUGGCACAGCUGGGUUGGAUUGCUGGGCCACUAUCUAUUAUACUCAUUGCAUUCUUCUCCCUUGUGUCUGCCUUCCUUAUCAGCAACAUUCAACUCUGUUCCAACCACCCUAGCAUUACCAUAAACCGCUCCUACCUGCAGGCUGUUCACACGAUUUUAGGAUAUAAGAAUGGAUUGAUAUGUGGAUGCUUGGUAUACUUCAGUCUAUUCAAAACAGGAGUUGUCUAUGUAAUCACAUCCGGAAUCUGCAUGAGAGCAAUUAGGCAAUCAAAUUGUUACCAUGAAGAAGGGCAUGAGGGUGAUUGUGAAUACAAGAAUGAAUACUAUAUGGUUGCUUUUGGUAUUGUUGAAAUAUUGGCUUCUCAAAUACCCAACAUUUUUCAUACGAAAUGGAUCUCAAUUAUUGCUGCAGCCAUGUCCCUGACCUAUUCCUGUAUUGGAAUAGGACUUGGGAUAGCCCAAGUAAUAGGACAAGGGAGGAUUGAAGGGAGCAUGAAUGGAAUCUCAACUAGUAAUCCAAGUCAGAAAGUAUGGUUGGUUGGCGAAGCUAUUGGGGAUAUUUCAUUUUCGUUUACAUAUUCAUUAAUCCUUCUUGAGAUACAGAGCACUUUGAAGUCACCUCCGCCUCAAAAAGAGACCAUGAAGAAGGUGUCCACUAUUGGAGUCCUUAUAACUGCUUCCUUGUACAUCUGCUGUGGUGCAUCUGGGUAUGCAGCCUUUGGAGAUUCAACUCCUGGGAAUCUCUUGACUGGGUUUGGAUUUUAUGAACCGUAUUGGCUUGUAGACUUUGGUAAUGCAUGCAUUGUUCUCCACUUAGUUGGCGGUUAUCAGAUAUAUAGUCAGACAUUGUUUGCUAUUGUGGAAGGAUGGUAUGCGGAAAAGUUCCAGAUAAUCACAAGGGAAAUGGAUGUUGGGAUUGGGAGUUUGAGAGUGAACCCUUUUAGGUUAUGUUUUCGAACUACAUAUGUUGUUUUGACAACGACAGUAGCGAUUUUAUUCCCUUACUUCAAUCAAGUCCUCGCCUUUUCAGGAUCAAUCAUCUUUUGGCCCUUGACCAUAUAUUUCCCUGUUGAGAUGUACUUUCUGCACAACAGGAUUCUCCCUUGGACAACCACCUGGAUUCUUCUUCGUAUUUAUACCAUUUUUUGUAUGCUUCUAACAAUUUUUACUUUCGCUGCUUCCCUUCAAGGAUUGGUUUCCAAAAGAUUUGUUUUCAAAUAAACAGAAAUGGUCCCUGAGAGAGAAAAAGUUACAUAAAUAGUCCCUGUUGUUAAAUUUUUUUUUCUUCGAAUUCGGAUUCAUGGCAGCCCACCCGAUAUUCAGGUUUUAUAUUAGUCCCUUUUUUUUAUUUCUUCUCAAAUUUGGUCCAAGCUUUUUUUAAAAGUUUUCCAACUUUAUUUUUAUAUAUUUUUCUAAAACUUGGUUUGUUUUGAUAAAUAAUUUUUCCUUUUAAAUCUUUUUUUACAACUGUGUUUUUACAAAUUCAUUUUACAAAAUCGACAUUCUAUUUGUUUACUUUAUAUAUUCUUGUGUAGAUUUUUCCUUUUAAAAGUUUAUUCUUUUUCAAUUCACUUCCUAUCUUUUUACAAAACAAAUUUCAUAUAUGUAGGUUGUAAAAAUAUGUAAUUUUUUUUAAAUAGUUGUUUUCACCAACCAAUAUGCAUUAUUAUGUAUAAUUAUUCGUAAUAUACUAUAAAUCAUGUCUUUUUAUAGUUGCUAGAGUUUUAAUAAAUACAAUGUUGUAAUUGUGUAUGUAUUUGUGACAAAUGUAUUUUUGCACGACUUUGUCUUUGUGUACGUAUGUGUGACUUUAUCAUGUAUGUGUGUAUGUAUGGAUGUGUAUGUGUGUGGCAAAAAUGAAUAUACAUUGCUAUUUCUAUU
Molecule: messenger RNA, 2193 nt
Organism: Lactuca sativa (garden lettuce)
Lineage: Eukaryota; Viridiplantae; Streptophyta; Magnoliopsida; Asterales; Asteraceae
Product: putative amino acid permease 7
Source: RefSeq, a predicted model, not a curated record